ACGCGGCGGAACCACUUGCGUUCGGUUUUCAUCUCCGAUAGGAUCAAAUCACCGUCACCGCUGUUUUACCUGGGCGCACCGCAUCAAUACCGAAAGGCAGGCAAAAGCAUUCGCAUUAGCUAUACCAUUCACCACCACCACUACUGACCAUUCGUCGUUGUUAGCUUCGUGUGCCAAAAAGGAUACCUAUUGUCCGUGCGUUCACUUUGCUUCACUUUGCUGAGUGAUUUUAUGACCAGAGUGUCCACAGAACAGGUAGCAUUCCGUUCCGGUGCUGUCUGUCACUAUUUCCCGCUUUCAUCCAUCCAUACCCGCGCGUGUGUGUUUCACCAGCAUAAUCGCCACAGAGUGCAUCGAAAGUUGUUGUGCAGGGAGCAGUGUUAGAUUCUGAUACCCGCAGUGUGUAUGUGAUUAUUCGCAGGCAGCUCAAACGGAUACAUUAACGCAGCAGACAUGGCAUCCUCACAGCUGAAGGUUCUUUCACCGAGCGUCCACUACACGGACGAACAUAUUGAGGUGGACUACCAGUACCAAACGACCACCGUGGUGAGCAGCGGCCCAAGCGGAUACACGGUGAAACCUGAAACUACGGAGUUGAACAUCCGCACGGAGCGCCAUGUUCCACGGAUGGGGUUGAUGCUGGUUGGCUGGGGUGGCAACAACGGGUCGACGCUCACCGCCGCCCUAGAAGCAAACAAACACAGCCUCGAGUGGCGUACGCGCCACGGAAUCCAGAAGGCCAACUGGUACGGCUCGAUCACGCAGUCGUCCACCGUGCUGCUCGGCUCGGACGCAUCCGGGCAGGAUGUGUACAUCCCGAUGAACGAGCUCGUGCCGAUGGUCAACCCGAACGAUAUCGUCGUCGACGGUUGGGACAUCAGCUCGAUGAACAUUGGCGAAGCGAUGAAGCGGGCGCAGGUGCUCGAGGUCGGGCUUCAAGAUCAGGUGUACAAACGGCUGGCGCAGUUGCGUCCCCGACCAUCAAUCUACGACCCGGACUUUAUUGCCGCCAAUCAGGCGGAACGGGCGGAUAACACGAUCCAGGGAACGCGCUACGAGCAGUAUCAGCAGAUCGUGAAGGAUAUCCGCGAGUUCAAGCAACAGUCGGGCGUCGAGAAGGUGGUCAUCCUGUGGACGGCCAACACGGAACGUUUCGCCGAGGUGAAGGAAGGACUCAACACCACUAUGGCUGAUUUGGAACGUUCGCUGAAGCAGAACCACUCGGAGAUCUCCCCAUCGACGAUCUUCGCGAUGGCCGCAAUUGCCGAAAAUUGCAUCUACAUUAACGGAUCCCCGCAAAACACAUUUGUCCCCGGAGUGAUCGAGAUGGCGGAACACUACGGUGCGUUCAUUGCCGGCGACGAUUUCAAAUCAGGACAAACGAAGCUCAAAUCUGUGCUGGUAGAUUUCCUCGUGUCGGCCGGCAUCAAGCCCGUGUCGAUCGUAAGCUACAACCAUCUGGGCAACAACGAUGGCAAGAAUCUCUCGGCCCCGCAGCAGUUCCGCUCGAAGGAGAUCUCGAAGAGCAACGUGGUGGAUGAUAUGGUCGCCUCCAACCACAUCCUUUACGGUGCCGACGAACAUCCGGAUCACUGUGUCGUGAUCAAGUACGUGCCAUACGUCGGCGACAGCAAGCGGGCGAUGGACGAGUACACGAGCCAGAUCAUGCUCGGUGGCCACAAUACGUUGGUCAUUCACAACACCUGCGAAGAUUCGCUGCUAGCCACGCCACUCAUCCUAGAUCUGGCUAUUUUGGGCGAACUUUGUUCCCGCAUCCAGAUCCGCCGCACGGAACCAGCGGGCGGAGAGUUUGUGCCGUUCCGGUCGGUACUUUCGUUGCUGAGCUACCUGUGCAAGGCGCCGCUGGUACCGCAGGGAACGCCGGUGGUAAAUUCACUCUUCCGUCAGCGAACGGCAAUCGAGAACAUUUUGCGCGCCUGCGUUGGACUGCCACCGCUCAGUCACAUGACGCUGGAGCACCGUUUCGAUCUGCCCGUCGGCGAGAACCAGUCGGAAGGGGCACAACACAUCGCGAAGAAGGCACGUGUUAAUGGUGCCGUACCCCUGGCAAAUGGUAUCAGCGAGAAAUGCAAUGGUGUGCACAACGGUGACGCUCAUCGUUCGGAGAAAGUGAGCAGUCACUAGGUGAUGGAUUUGAAAACUCACCUUUGGACGCACCACAUGCGCAUUCGUUGUGCAUGGUAACGGUUUUUCCCAUUCUCCCACCCUACGAUCCCAAUGGUUUCUAUGCGAGUGUAGUAUAGACCACUUGAUUGAUUUUUGUUUUUUUUUUUUUUUAAAUAACUUAGAGGCACUAUUUUGCCUCGCAAAUUCUAUCUUUUCAACCUGAAGAAAGAAGCACUGUAUUGAUCAUGCUCCUCUAGGCAGGGAUUGUCUUAGAAGCUGAAGCAAAGAACUGAACUGUACACAGGCAGCAAACAAAAAGCGACAAACAGACAAACAAAAUGCUACAAUAUUCUUGUGGAGCCGCAGUUACCCGGCUCUCCAUUCCCCGGAUGUUUUCUCCAGUCUAGUGUUAAGGCUUCGUAAACAUGUACUACUAUGUAAGCGUAUGUAUGGAAAAACGAAAAUAAACUGUACGUUGGAAUUGUGAAUACGCGA
Anopheles stephensi (Asian malaria mosquito) is the source of this 2622-nucleotide messenger RNA. RefSeq names its product inositol-3-phosphate synthase (gene Inos). The transcript has 3 exons. Gene Ontology annotation, cellular component: cytoplasm. Lineage: Eukaryota; Metazoa; Arthropoda; Insecta; Diptera; Culicidae. The coding region runs from base 454 to 2145 and encodes 563 amino acids. The record is from RefSeq and is a predicted model, not a curated record. Gene Ontology annotation, molecular function: inositol-3-phosphate synthase activity. Gene Ontology annotation, biological process: phospholipid biosynthetic process; inositol biosynthetic process.